AUGGUGGCGAUACCCCCAACACUGAAAGGAAAAGUGACAGACUUCAUUCAGAUGUUGAAUGAUAGAAUAAAUGACCCGAUAGCACAGCGACGUCUAGUCCUGCUGAUAGUAAGUAUGGCGUUGCUUUUGGAUAACAUGUUGUACAUGGUAAUUGUGCCAAUCAUACCGAUGUACUUAGAGGAUGUCCUAGACUGGGGAAGUGAUGAUGAAACUGUGGCAGUAGCUCCUUUCAAUGCAACAUGGAAUUCGACACACAACUUGACUGGAACUCCAGCACCGGCUUCAUCUGAUUCAUCCUCCUACGCAGACUAUGCCGAGGGAGGAGGUGCAGUUGGUGUUCUUUUUGCAUCCAAGGCAAUUGUUCAGCUAAUGGUAAACCCGUUCACAGGCGCCCUCAUAGACAGGAUAGGAUACGACAUUCCGCUAAUGAUAGGUCUUAUCAUUAUGUUUUUUUCUACAAUAAUAUUUGCCUUUGGUGAAACAUAUGCCGUUUUGUUCUUUGCAAGAAGCUUACAAGGGCUCGGGUCUGCUUUUGCGGACACUGCAGGCCUUGCUAUGAUUGCAGAUAGGUAUCGAGAGGACGGAGAGCGAACGAAAGCUCUAGGAAUAGCACAAUCUUUCAUAUCAUUUGGAUGUUUAGUUGCUCCACCGUUUGGAGGUACUUUGUUCGAGUUUGCAGGAAAGGUGGUUCCGUUCAUCUUUCUGGCCACAAUGUGUUUAGUAGAUGGAAUACUCCUCCUUUUUGUAAUGAAGCCUGUGCGGUUAGAGAGGUCCCUUAUACCAAAGGAAGAACGGCCCCAGGGAACUCCUAUCUAUAGACUCCUUAUGGAUCCCUACAUCUUAGUAGCGGCUGGGGCCCUAGCUAUGUCCAACAUAUCUCUAGCUUUUCUCGAACCAACUAUAGCUAUGUGGAUGAAGGGAACUAUGAACGCGACCGAAUGGCAAAUAGGUUUUGUUUGGCUGCCGCCGUUUUUGCCAUAUAUCGGAGGUGUGGUUUUAACAGUCUACCUGGCCAAAAGAUAUCCAAGCUACCAAUGGGUUGUUUCGUUAACGGGACUUAUCAUUGAAGGAUUAUGUUGUUUUAUAAUUCCAUUUUCCAGUGCUUUCUUUGUGGUUUUGUUCCCUUUGAUGGGCCUCUGCUUGGGUGUGGCGUUUGUGGACACUGCCAUCCUCCCAACGCUAGCCUAUCUUGUGGAUGUUCGACAUUCUUCCGUAUACGGAAGUGUUUAUGCCAUUGCCGACAUAUCGUACUCCCUGGCAUAUGCGUUAGGACCAAUAAUGGCCGGACAGAUCGUACAGACCAUUGGAUUCAUGUGGCUCAAUGUUGCAAUAAUGCUCAGCAAUCUCUUGUAUGCACCGGUGAUAUUGUUUCUGAGAAGAAUCUAUGAGUACAAACCAUUCACGGAUGAGUGUGAUAUCCUUGUUGCAGAUCCCCCUCCGAAAGACUACAGUACUUACAUGCAAAAUGGAGGACUUCCGAACGGCAAAAUAAAAGAAGUGAACAAUCUUAACGGCGAAAAUCACUUAAGAUUAGGGAAACACUCCGAGAACACCUACAUCGGGAAUGCCGAAAUUGACUAUUUUGAGCCAAAGGAUCCUGAAACCUACUCAUUUUACGGUCCAAGGUGA
Pecten maximus is the source of this 1629-nucleotide messenger RNA. Its product is annotated as vesicular acetylcholine transporter-like. Gene Ontology annotation, biological process: xenobiotic transport; transmembrane transport; chemical synaptic transmission. The coding region runs from base 1 to 1629 and encodes 542 amino acids. NCBI's taxonomy places the organism in Eukaryota, Metazoa, Mollusca, Bivalvia, Pectinida, Pectinidae. Gene Ontology annotation, molecular function: acetylcholine transmembrane transporter activity; xenobiotic transmembrane transporter activity. Gene Ontology annotation, cellular component: membrane; AP-1 adaptor complex; AP-2 adaptor complex. The transcript has a single exon. The record is from RefSeq and is a predicted model, not a curated record.